GUAAAAACACUAAAGGGGUAGCUAUGGAGAUGGAGCGUUUUGCUGGCUGCUUUCUUUGACAGGUGUUGAGUGGGGCAAAAGUCUUAAAACAGAAGCAGCAUGUACGCCAAAGGUAAAGGAGCCGUCGUCCCUUCCGACAGCCAGGCGAGAGAAAAGUUAGCUUUAUAUGUGUACGAGUAUUUGCUGCAUGUUGGUGCGCAGAAAUCAGCACAGACCUUCCUGUCAGAGAUCCGAUGGGAGAAGAACAUCACACUUGGAGAACCUCCUGGAUUUUUACACUCAUGGUGGUGUGUAUUCUGGGAUCUGUACUGCGCUGCCCCGGACCGGAGGGAGACGUGCGAACAUUCCAGCGAGGCCAAGGCUUUCCAUGACUAUAGCGCGGCCGCUGCUCCCAGUCCAGUGAUGGGCAACAUGCCACCCAAUGAUGGCAUGCCAGGAGGACCCAUGCCCCCGGGCUUCUUUCAAGGUCCCCCAGGAUCUCAGCCUUCGCCUCACACGCAGCCUCCUCCACAUAACCCCACUAAUCCCAUGAUGGGACCUCAUGGACAGCCAUUCAUGUCUCCACGGUACCCAGGUGGUCCAAGGCCCUCCCUCCGUAUGCCAAAUCAGCCUCCCGGGAGCAUCCCCGGGUCACAGCCUCUCCUUCCAAACAGCCUGGACCCCACCCGACCUCAAGGACAUCCAAACAUGGGCGGUCCAAUGAGAAUGAAUCCCCCCCGAGGCAUGGGAGGCAUGGGCCCACAGAACUAUGGCGGAGGGAUGAGGCCUCCUCCAAACUCCAUGGGGCCAGGGAUGCCCGGCAUGAACAUGGGUCCUGGCGGAAGAGGUCCGUGGCCGAACCCCAACACCAACUCAAUAGCUUAUUCAUCUUCAUCUCCAGGCAACUAUGUGGGUCCUCCGGGGGGAGGCGGCCCACCAGGAACUCCCAUCAUGCCUAGCCCUGGAGAUUCAACAAAUUCAAGCGAAAACAUCUACACAAUGAUGAACCCCAUCGGCCCUGGUGGUAAUAGACCUAAUUUCCCAAUGGGACCAGGUCCCGAUGGGCCCAUGGGUGGAAUGGGUGCUAUGGAUCAGCAUCAUAUGAAUGGAUCACUAGGCUCUGGUGACAUGGAUGGGUUGCCAAAGAAUUCUCCCAACAAUAUGGCAGGCAUGAACAAUCCUCCCGGCACUCCGCGGGAUGACGGCGAAAUGGCAGGCAACUUUUUAAACCCAUUCCAAAGUGAAAGUUAUUCACCCAACAUGACGAUGAGUGUGUGAUUUUUUUUUUUUUUAAUCUUUUAUUUUAUUUUACGUUUUCAUCUCCCUUUAUCUCAACCUCCCUUUCCCGUCCACCCUGAUGCGUCUUGCAUUACCCUCCUCCUCUUCCUCCUAUUCGUGGAUGGUGUGCUGUGCCACACAGCCCCUGGGGAUUCCCCUGGAAAGCAGGAUUCGCCUCAAGGCCCCCCAUCCCACCAACACCUCCAAACUGGGUGUAAGAACAUGAAAAGGCCUCCGAGCAGCAGGAAGGAUCUCGUCUUCGCUCCGUCGAGGGUCCGAGCGCCGUGAGACCGCGAACCUGCCCCAAGCGUGUCUUUCUUGCAUCCGAAACCUGCCCUAGUGGGUGACGUCCAGGCCCAAUCGAGACGCCCCUCCGCAUUCAGCUCCGCCCCGCCGUCACCCUGUUCUCACAUCAAGCUGAUUAAAACUGACGAGGGCGCGCAGCAGUCCUCCGACCCGGGGCCGAGAGCCCUCAUUUCAAAAGCUCUGCUCCUGUGACAGGAUUGGUUAAAAAAGAUGAACUGAUGAUGUCAUUUUGGGGCGAGAACGGUUUUCAUUCAGUGUUUGUAUUUUUUGUUGUUGCUGAUGAUAUUAUUGUUCUAAUUUUCAUAAUUGAUAUCGUUUGACUAAUGUAGUUAUGAUUUCCUGUAAAGGGCACAUUUUCUCUCAGCAGCAGCAGCGACGGUGACAGAAUAAGCACACGCUCGAAAAAUGCACAAUGAUUUUCUGUUUACGUGAUUUGAUUUGUUGUUUGUCUCGUUUCUGCCACCGUCAGCCUCGCGUCACAAACCUCCUUUAAUGUUUGUCUCCUAAAUGUGUUCCCCAAACUUCACGGGAAGAGUAUCUUGGUAACCGAGUUGUGUUUUCAGGUACAGUGUGUCUGUAGAUGCACCUGACGAUCACACGUCUAACUGUACUGUCUUAAAAAGUAACCCUUCUCCUAGCUUCCUGCUCUUUUGCUGGUAGAAAAUGGCUCUGAUGACACCCUGACGUGAUUGUCAGGUGCCAUUUUUAAUUCAGAAAUUUUGUGAAUCCACUCGUCUCCUCUACGGAUUGGGUCUUUUCUGUAAAUGUAACAUAUUUAGCUUGUACUGUGUUUUCUUUUCUAUCUUUUGUUUUAAUUAUUUGUUAUUUACAAGUCGUCUGUGACUCCUGGAACGUGUUUCCCUACCCUUCAUCCUCUUGCUUUGUUUGAUUUCACUGUUUUUAUGGACUCCAAGUGGCCCCUUUUCUCCUCCCAGGAUUCAUUCUGGUCCAUCCAGCAACUCCUUUUGGGCUGGAAGCAAAUGUGGGAGACACUCGUUUGGGUUGAAAUCACAAAUACUGCUGGGUCCAUCUUCUUAACUCUGGGUUAAAUACCUGCCUCUGUGGAGUUCCCAUCAGUGAGUCCCACAUGUGCGGGAUAACGGACCCGUGGGAGCGCUGAUGAUGGGAGCUGGGAGUUGAUCGUAAACCAUCUAAAGAAGAGGAUUACUUGCAAUCAAUAAGUUUCCAUUUUGUUUUUGUUUUUAAUUUCAAAUGUAUGAAAUUGAUUAAAAAAAAUAAAGCCCAUAGAAUCUGCACACAGAAACGUCAAAGUCACACAGUACGCUAUUUAAUUUGUUUCUGAUGAACGCUCGCUGUCACCGGUUCAGAGGGUAAACUGUUUCUUUCAGUUGCUUCGCAGCUGUUUUCAAACCAACGACAACUGAGCAACCAGCGUUGCCUCUAUGGGUGGUGGUGAUGUACUUAUCAAUUUCCUGAUAUCAAUGUGAACAGUUUGUACACAGCGUUAAACAGGGACAUCUCCAGGGUCUGGCCGUCGGUGGCCUGGAAAUCACUCAGCCCAGUGUUCCUCCUAUGUAGUGACACACGCCUCCCGCACCCCUCCCCCCUCCUUCCACACCCCUCACCCUUUGAUUUCCCUUUUUGUAAAUACUGUAUAAUGCAUUUUGAUAUCAUUGACAUGUUUUGAUAUGUCAGUCACUACCAAUGAAUACAGCUGAAAGUAAAUUAUAAAUAGAUCUGUCCAUGUUUUUCAUAGUGAAAGGAUGCACUGACUAUUUGGCUCAUGUGGCUAAAUUUCUAGAAUACAGUAAACAUGGCUAAAUGUAUAGAAUACAUUGAGACACUUAAUGCAGACCGUACGCUAAAGGCGUGCGUGGCGGGGAGGACGGGACAGAGAGGAGCAAAGAGCCGCGGCGUCCUCGCUCUGCCCUCCACUCCUCUGUUUUGGUUUUGAAAAAUCGUGUGAAUAGUUUUUCCAGAAAAACGACAAAAAAGGGCAUCUUCUCACAAAAAAAAACAUGUGACCUCAUAUUGCAGUUUUUAAUAUGAAGGAUUUUUAUCAAUUUAAGAAACUUUUAAAAAGGAAAAAAUACUUAAGGAAACCUCAUUUUAAAUUAAGAAGAUCAAAAUGUAAUACUUAUGGGGAAAACUGUGUCCUUUGCUAUUCGCUCCUGUAAUAGCGUUGUAUAGUUUGAAGCUCUCUCACUGAUCCUCUCUCAGUCCUCUGUGUAUAUCGAUCGUCGGCCAUCUCUGUACUUCUAUUGUGAUGUAUAAUACUGUACCAUUAGGAAGAUUUGCUGGUCGGGCGGGGGGGUUGUAUUGAGACGGGGAGGGGUGGGGAAUCGGGGUAAGGGCGUAUAACGAUUCUCCUGUACCGUUCACGGUCCUUUCUGAUGACACGGCAGUAUUCAAUAUGAAGCAGUCUGUCUCUUGGGUUUGCUUUGUAUUUCAUGGUAGGAUAGUUCAGAAUCUUGUCUUAGGGACUUAGGUGUCUUGUGUAGGUAAUAAAGAUGUUCUUUGUAUGUUUCUUUAUAUUGUAAAGUUUCUUUAGACUGAAAGAAAAACAGAUAAUUUGCUUAUCAAAAAAGAAACAAUGCAUCAAUAAUAAAUGUCAUUUGAUUUUU
Molecule: messenger RNA, 4148 nt
Organism: Pelmatolapia mariae (spotted tilapia)
Lineage: Eukaryota; Metazoa; Chordata; Actinopteri; Cichliformes; Cichlidae
Gene: ssbp4
Product: single stranded DNA binding protein 4
Exons: 17
Coding region: 100-1257 (385 amino acids)
Biological process (GO): positive regulation of transcription by RNA polymerase II
Cellular component (GO): nucleus
Molecular function (GO): protein binding; single-stranded DNA binding
Source: RefSeq, a predicted model, not a curated record